CUUACGUCCCACCUCCCCCACUCCCCCUCUCGAGCAGACGGGCAUGCGUGGCGCUGCGGCUAUGGAUGGCGUGGACGAGCGGCUGAGGCGGCAAUGGAUGGCGUGGACGAGCGGCUGAGGUGGCAGGCUGCCAAGGUGGCAGCGCUGCGCACACGUGGCAGUCUGCUGCUCACCACGCUAUUGGUCGCCAGCACCAGCGUCAACGUCAGCUUCACGCUCUUCGUCUCAGGUGUGUUGGGCAUGCUGAUGGGAUUCGUCCUCUGCGUGCUCCUCAUCCUGCUCUUCGUCGAAAUCGCUCCCCCAGCCAUCUGUGCGCGCCACUCCCUGCGCAUCGCCUCCGCCACAGCGUGGCUCGCCCGCCUGCUGCUGCUGCUGCUGUCUCCAGUGGCGUAUCCAGUUAGCCUGCUGCUGGACCGAUACCUCAACAACCAGGAAGAUGAGGAGGAGAGCAUCUUGCGGCGCGGUCUCCUAGGCUCCAGCUGCAUGGAUCCCUACUGCAUGAAGCACGGCGGCUCAGCCGGCUCCUCUCCGCGAAUCUACAUCACCAACCCCCUCGCCAACCCGCCCUCCCCCUUGUUUCAUCCCCCCCAACCCCCUUGUUCCCACCACAGUGGUUCCAGCUGCGCGGAUCCCUACUGCAUGAAGCACGGUGGCUCAGCGGGCUCCUCGCCGCGAAUCUACAUCACCAACCCCCUCGCCAACCCACCCUCCCUCGAAUUCCCCGACACCACCGCCUCUGCCCUCGACACUGGAAGUGCUGCCCCUGCCGCUCCUCCCGCUGCUUCUGCUGGUGGCGCUGCUGCUGGUGGCGCUGCUGCUGGUGCUGCAGCCAUAGCCGUCGGCACAGCAGCAGCAGCAGCAGCAGCAGCAGCAGCAGCGGGUGGUUCUGCUGCUGCUGCAGCAGGAGUUGGAGCGCAGCCUACCUCUGCGUCCUUCUCAUCCCGAGAAGCAGGGGGGGCUGGGGGGGAAACAGGCGAGCAGACGGAGCAGACGGAGGAGAGGGACGAGGAGGAGGAGGAAGAGGAGGAGAGUGCGGCGUUGUAUUCAGAGGAGAUGGAUUCCAACACCCGCAUGCACAUGGCUGGAUUCGGCGCCAUGCCUCCCAGGUCAGUUCCUCCUCCUUGCCUCCAGCCAGGUCAGCUCUUCCUCCUUGCUCCCACCAGCCGAGGUCGGCUCUUCCUCCUUGCUCCCACCAGCCGAGGUCGGCUCUUCCUCCUUGCUCCCACCAGCCGAGGUCGGCUCUUCCUCCUUGCUCCCACCAGCCGAGGUCGGCUCUUCCUCCUUGCUCCCACCAGCCGAGGUCGGCUCUUCCCUGCCUCCUCCUCCUCCUCCUUGCCCCCAGCCAGGUCAGUUCCUCCCUGCCAUGCCGCCCAGGUCAGUUCCUCCCUGCCAUGCCGCCCAGGUCCGGCCAGUAUAAUUCGAGUCGCUCCAAGCCCAUCAGUGGCGGCACCGACUCUCCCCUCACUUCCACCUCUCUCCUUCUCCCCUCGCAUCUUCCCUUACCCACCACCCAUCCUCCAGGUCCGGCCCGUACGAUUCAAGUCGCUCCAAGCCUGUCAGUGGCGGCAGCGACUCGCCCCUGCGACGCCGCAUCGAGCAGGCACUGGUGGGGGGGAGAGCGGUGCAGUAGGAGAGAGCGGGGAGGAGGUGGUGAUGGCGCUGCCUGUGGGGGAGAGUCAGGAGUAUACGAGUGUGGAGGUCGGGGAGGAAGGGGAGGGGUACAGCACUCGGGAGGAGGAGAGUAGUGAGAAGGUGGGGAGGGGUGGGAGGAGUGGGAGAGGAGGGAGUGGGAGAGGAGGGAGUGGGAGAGGAGGGAGUGGGAGAGGAGGAGGGGAGGAGACGGCGGAGGAGUCGGAUGAAGUGCCGAUGGCACUGCCAACGUCUUCUGAUGAUGUUGAUACGGAGUCAGACGACCAGAGGAGGAACCUUGGACGGGUGAGUUUAAGGUCUUGGACGGGUGAGUUACACUCAUGUGGUUUUGAGUCGACUAGAACAACGGCAGAGGAGUCGGACGAAGUGCCGAUGGCGCUGCCAACAUCUGAUGAUGUUGAUGUUGAUACGGAGUCAGAUGACCAGAGGAGGUACCUUGGACGGGAGUGGGAUGAAGUGCCAAUGGCACUGCCAACGUCGGAUGAUGUUGAUGGCGAGUCGGAUGAUGUUGAUGGCGAGCCGGAUGAUGUUGAUGGCGAGUCGGAUGAUGUUGAUGGCGAGUCGGAUGAUGUUGAUGGCGAGUCGGAUGAUGUUGAUGGCGAGUCGGAUGAUGUUGAUGGCGAGUCGGAUGAUGUUGAUGGCGAGUCGGAUGAUGUUGAUGGCGAGUCGGAUGAUGUUGAUGGCGAGUCAGAUGAUGUUGAUGGCGAGUCAGAUGAUGUUGAUGGCGAGUCAGAUGAUGUUGAUGGCGAGUCAGACGGCCAGAGGAGGAACCUUGGACGGACUCCGCCCCAGCUUCCUCCCCCUCCACCCACGCCCGCCACUCCUGCUGCUGAUUCCCCUGCUGCUGCUGGUGUAGCAGCAGGGGUUGCAGUGGGAGCGGCGGCAGGAGCAGCAGCAGGGGGGUUGAGAAGCCGACCGGUGAUGCAUGAAACGAUAGUUGAGAUAGGGUCUGAAGGGGAGGGCGAGGAGGAGAGUGAGGAUGAGAGGAGCGAGGGUGAUGAUGAUGAUGUUGUAGAAGCAGAGGCUUAUAGCGGGGAUAGUGGUGCUGUGCAAUCAGGGGCAGCGGGAGGGGUAGCACCAGGAGCGGCAGGAGCACCAGCAGGAGGAGCAGGAGCCGCAGCAGCAGGAGGGGCAGCAGCAGGAGGAGCAGCAGUGGGGGGGGCAGUGGGUGGUUUUGCUGCCAGUGGUGCUUCUGCCAGUGGUGCUGCUGCUUCCACUUCAGCAGCGUUGACCCCACCACCUGCCAUGGCAGCAGGAGCAGCGGAAGGAGCAGGCACAGCAGGAGCAGCAGAAGCAGGAGGAGGAGCGGCAGGAGCGGGAGGGAUGAGUGUGGCUGAGGGAUUCGCAGCAGCAGCCGCAGCUGUGGGUGCUUUCGCGCUCAUGCCUUUCCGAUGGGGACAGAAGCAGCCACAGCAAGAGCAGGAGCAGGAGAAGCAGCAGCAGCAGGAGAAGCAGCAGCAGCAGCAGCAGCAGCAGCAGGGCGAGAAGAAGGAACCGUCACCACCAGCAUCCCCAUCAGGGCGGAUACAAGUGGUUGUGCACGGUACAGGGGGGCCAGGAGGGGUAGGAGGACCCAGCAGCAGCAGCGGUGGCAGCUGGAGAGACAACAGCAAGGAUGCUGAUAGCAAGGGGGACUCUUUGCCAGGAGGACCUAUGGGUCCAUCCCCCCUCCCUCCCCCACCCAUUGACCCCCGCCUCUCCGCCCUUCCCCCUACCGCCCUCCCCCCUCCCCCUGGCCCCUCCGCCUCCCCCUCCUUCCCCCUCCGACCCACACCCGCGCCCGCUCCUGCUGCCUUCCCAAUGUCCUCUGAAGCACCCUCCUUUCCCCUCCGGCCGAUUCCUGCUGGUGCUGGUGCCGCUGCUGGUGCUGCUAUAGCCAGUGGCAGCGGUAGUGGGGGUGGGGGAGAAGGGGCGGAGGAGGGGAGGAGCAUGGGGUUUGAGAGGGACGAGUCUUGGGCCACGGCGCCUGAAGGGGGGAGGAGUGUGAGGUUUGGGAGGGAUGAGUCAUAUGCAACAGCAUAUGAUAGUGAAGGGGGUGAUGGUGGUGGAGAGGGGGGUGAGGGUACCGGUGCUUCUGCCAGUGCUGCUGCAGCAGCAGGGGUGGCAGGGGUGGCAGGAGCGGCAGGGGCGGCAGGAGGAGGGGCAGGUUCGGCAAGUGGUUGGGGUUCGCGCCGUCCGCCGCUAGGCCCGGGAGCCGUAGGUUCGGCAGGCACGCCUGCGGCCUUGGCUCGGGGCCGGCCGACCAGUGCUAGCACCACUGCAUCCCGGAGCUCUGCUGAUUGGUCGAGCCCGGACGAGUCAGAGGUUGAGUCGAGAAAUACCGACACUUUGUUAAGUGCUGAGAGGAGUGUUACUCCUAGCGGGGAUAGGAUGAUGGGGGGUGCGGAUGGAGGGGAAAGAGGCAUGGGGGCAAAUGAUGCUUUGACUAGUGCAAUCAUGGCUUCGUCUAUAUCAGCUGCGGCUGCUGUUGAGAUGGCACGGCAACGGCAGCAGCAGCAACGGCAGGAGGAGGAGGAGAGGCGGAAGCAGGAGGAGCAGGCAGGAGGCGGUUUGCGACAGGAAGGAGGGAGAGGCAGAGGAGGGGAGGGGGAGAGGGAGGGGAGUGAGAGAGAAUGGUCGUUUGCAUCGAGUGAGGAGGAGGAGGAGGAGGAUGAUGUUCCUGUAGGUGAAGUGUUGACGUCAGGGGAGCAAACGAGUGGUCAAAUGCAGCAGCAGCAGCAGCAGCAGCAGCAGCAGCAAAUGGGAGUUGUUGCAGCGGGUGGUGGUAGGAGGAGGAAGGAAGUGAGUUUUGACGAGGGGUUGUCGUCUGGCUCUGCUGUUUCGGCUGCGGUGGUUUCGUCGUCUGCUUCGGGUGUUUAUGGUGGCGCGGGAUGGGGGGAUGGUGAGGGGAAUAGCGGCGUUGUGACUGCUGAGGUUAUUGAGGAGGAGACUGAAGAGGAGGAGGAUGAAGAGGAGGAGGAUGAGGAGGAGGAGGAUGAAGAGGAGGAUGAGGAGGAGGAGGAGGAUGAGGAGGAGGAUGAGGAGGAGGAGGAAGAAGAGGAGGAGGAUGAGGAGGAAGAGGAGGAAGAAGAGGAGGAUGAGGAUGAGGAGGAGGAAGAGGAAGAAGAGGAGGAUGAGGAGGAAGAGGAGGAAGAAGAGGAGGAUGAGGAGGAGGAAGAGGAAGAACAGGAGGAAGAGGAUGAGGAGGAGUAUACAGAGACAGAGGAGGGUACAGAAGAAGUUACGGAGGAGGUAACUGGGACAGAGGAGGUUACAGGGACCGAAGAAGUGACAGGGACGGAGGAGGUCACAGGGACAGAAGAGGUCACAGGGACAGAAGAAACGACGAAGGAUUACGAGGAGGAAGAAGAGGAGGAGGAGGAGGAGGAGGAAGAGGAGGAGGAAGAGGAGGAAGAGGAGGAGGAAGAGGAGGAGGAGGAGGGAACAGAAGUCACUGAAAUGACAGAGGAUUAUGAGGAGGAAGGCGAGGGAGAGGAUGAUGAGGAGGAGGAAGAGGAAGAGGAAGGGGAGGAGGAGGAGGAGGAGGAGGGAACAGAAGUCACUGAAGUGACAGAGGAUUAUGAGGAGGAAGGCGAGGGAGAGGAGGAAGAGGAGGAGGAGGGGACUGAGGAAACGGAAAUGACUGAGGAAUAUGAGGAGGAAGAGGAAGAGGAGGAAGAAGAGGGGACGGAAGUGACUGAGGAUUAUGAGGAGGAAGAGGAAGAGGAGGAAGAGACAGUGGAGGGAACAGAGGAGGAAAUAACCCAAGAGACAGAAGAGGAGGAAUAUGAGGAGGAGGAGGAGGAGGAGGAGGAGGAGGAGGAGGAGGAGGAGGAGGAGGAGGAGGAGGAGGAGGAGGAGGAGGAGGAGGAGGAGGAGGAGGAGGAGGAGGAAGAGGAGGAAGAGGAGGAGGGAGAGGAGGAAGGGUAUGGGACCGAAGAAGCGACAGAGGAAGGAACGGAGGUGACAGAAGAAGAGGUGACAGGGGAAGAGGUAACAGAAGAGGAGGUGACAGGGGAGGAGGUGACAGAAGAGGAGGUGACAGAAGAGGAGGUGACAGAAGAAGUGACAGGGGAAGAGGUGACUGAAGGGGAAGUGACUGAAGAGACAGAAGUGACUGAAGGAACAGGGGAGGGGGAGGAGGAGGAGGAAGAAGAGGAGGAGGAGGAGGAGGAAGAGGAGGAGGAGGAGGAGGAAGAGGAGGAGGACGAAGAAGAGGAGGAGGAAGGGACAGAAGAGGAUCAAGGGGCGUCAUACUAUGGUGGGGAGGAGGAAGGGGGCGAGGGGGAGGUGACGGUUCACACUAUAGGCGAGGAGCAAACGAUUGAUGAUGAUGUUACCUCUAUGACUGAAUCCCAACUUGCCUUGUAUGAUGAAGUGGGUCAGAUGGUAACGGAGACAGAAGGAGAGACGGAGGAGAGUGAGGGGAGCUAUGAUGGGGUUCCAGGUGCUGGGGAGGGUGGGGAGGGGUGGGUGGGAGAGGGAGAGACGGAGGAGGAGACGGAGGGAGAGGAGGAAGAGGAAGAAACAGAGGAGGGGACAGAGGGGGAAGGGGAGGAAGAGGAGGAGGAGGAAGAGGAAGAAACAGAGGAGGGGACAGAAGGGGAAGGGGGGGAAGAGGAGGAAGAGGAAGAAACAGAGGGAACAGAGGGGGAAGGGGAGGAAGAGGAGGGGGAAGAAGAGGAAGAAACAGAGGAGGGAACAGAGGGGGAAGGGGAAGAAGAGGACGAGGAGGAAGAGGAAGAAACAGAGGAGGGAACGGAUGGGGAAGGGGAGGAAGAGGACGAGGAGGAAGAGGAAGAAACAGAGGAGGGAACAGAAGGUGAAGGGGAGGAAGAGGAAGAAGAGGAGGAAGUGACAGAGGAGGAAGGGGAGGAAGAGGAAGAAGAGGAGGAAGUGACAGAGGAGGAAGAGGAGGAAGAGGAGGAGGAGGAGGAGGAGGAGGAGGAGGAGGAGGAGGAGGAGGAGGAGGAGGAGGAGGAGGAGGAGGAGGAGGAGGAGGAGGAGGAGGAGGAGGAGGAGGAGGAAGAGGAGGAAGAGGAGGAAGAGGAAGAGGACGAGGAAGAAGAGGAGGACGAGGAGGAGGAUGGAUCAAUAAACGGUGCGGGGGGGUUGAAUGCGAUACAGCAGCGGAUUCUGGAGUGGCAGCAAGCUGCAGGUUCGUCCACUCCCCACACGCCCCGCAGUUCAGGGGGCUCGCAGGGGAAUUCCCAAGGCAACUCCCAAGGCGACUCCCGAGGCAAUUCCCGAGGCAACUCGCCAGGUUUGGAAGGGCUGGAUCGGGGUAGCAGCGGGAGGCUGAGCAGGAGCGGCAGCAGUGCGAGUGGGUACACUGAAGGGGAUAACGAGGAAGAUAAUGAAGAGGAUAAUGGUGGGGACGGGGAUGGGGCGAGUGUUGCAAGUGGGGCCAGUAUCGGCAGCAGCGGCAGGGGCAGCAGCAAAAGGAGUGGCUUCAGUGGGAGGGAGGCUGAAGAUGGAAAGGGAGAUGGAGUGAGAGGGGGGGAAGGGCACAACAGGCAUGGGCGCCCGGACCUUGUUCCGGAGCUGAGCCUCGAGCCGAGGCUAGAGGCUCGGGAGGAGCAAGAAGGGGGUAGAGGGAUUGGGGAAGGAGGUGUGCAAGGAGAGAGCUGGAGAAGCCAUGGAACAGAAGUAACUGGUGAGACUGGUGAGGGGGAAGAGGAGGAGAGUGAGGAGGGGAGUGAGGAGGGGAGUGAGGAGGGAACAGAGGAAGUGACAGAAGAAGUGACAGAGGAAGGGAGUGAGGAGGGGAGUGAGGAGGAGGGAACAGAGGAAGUGACAGAGGAAGUGACAGAGGAAGGGAGUGAGGAGGGAAGUGAGGAGGAGGGAACAGAGGAAGUGACAGAGGAAGGGAAAGAAACUGGGGAAGAGGAGGAAGAGGAAGAGGAGGAAGAGGAGGAGGAAGAGGAGGAGGAAGAGGAGGAAGAGGAGGAGGAGGAUGAGGAGGAAGAGGAGGAGGAUGAGGAGGACGAGGAGGAGGAGGAAGAAGAGGAAGAGGAAGAAGAGGAAGAAACAGAGGAGGGAACCGAGGGGGAAGGGGAGGAAGAGGAAGAGGAAGAGGAGGAAGAGGAAGAGGAGGAAGAGGAGGAGGAAGAAGAGGAGGACAGCGUAGAUCACACUGCCACUGGCCCCUCUGCCUUCCCUCCCCGCACCUCCGGCCGCAGCAGCCGGCAGGUUUCCUUCCAGGAGGACGUUCAGCCGGCAGCUAGCCGGCUAGCCGGCAGUUCUGGCGCCACUGGGAGUGGGGCGUAUGGGAGCGGGAGCUUCGGAGGGAGGUUAGGGAGCGGGAACUACGGGGGCGGUGGUGUGGGAGGGGGAGGGGAUUAUGGGGGGAGGCUGGGGAGGAGUAAUCUUGGGGGGGAGCAAGGGAGUGGGAAUUAUAGGGGAGAGGAGGCGUAUGGGAGUGGGAAUUACGGGAGUGAAGCGUAUGGGAGUGGGAAUUAUGCCAAGGGGCAUGCGUUGGGUAGUGGGAACUAUGGGAGUGAGGGGUACGGCAGCAGUGCAUAUGGCGGGUGUGGUAACCACGGCGCGAUGUUACAUGGCGCUGGGGGGAGUGGGCUGGGCGGCAGACUAGGAAGUGGGGGCGGCUUGGGAAGCAGGCUAGGAAGUGGGGGGAUGAGUGGAGGGCUUGGGAGUGGGAAUAUGGGGAGUGGGAAUAUGGGGAGUGGGAAUAUGGGGAGUCAGGUCAGUGGGAGUGGGAAUUACGGGGGGAAAUUAGCCCCUGUGCGGUCUCCUAGUGACAGCGGCCAGAGUGAAGGGCAAAGGGAGGGAGAGAGCGGAGGAGAGGGAGGAGGAGGAGUGGGAGGAGGAGGAGUGGGAGGAGGAGUGGGGGGAGAGAGAGGAGGGACGGGAGUGGGAGGGCCAGUUUGGGAGACGGACGAGGAGCGGAGUCAACCAGCUAGCAUGGAGAGACGGGAGGAGGGGCAAAGUAUGAGACAAGAGGAGGAUCGAAGCAUGGAGGCAGCAGAGGCCCGAGCACCACCGCCAGCAGCACAGGAACCAACGAGUGCAGCUGACGCAUCUGCAUCGCCCCCCAAGUCAGCAAAGAAAGGAGGAUGGCUGGAGAACCUCUGGGGCAAGUAG
This is a messenger RNA of Closterium sp. Naga37s-1, 8730 nucleotides long. The record is from the annotation of a GenBank genome assembly. Lineage: Eukaryota; Viridiplantae; Streptophyta; Zygnematophyceae; Desmidiales; Closteriaceae.